GAGCGGGCGGGCGGCGCUGGGAGCGCGGCGGCGGGAGGCGGCCCCUCUGCGGCAGGCGGCGGCAGAGGGGAGGGAGGGUUGCGCCGGGCGGCCGGGCCGGAAGAGCGCGGUCCAGCGGGACCGCGGACAGAUGCAGGAUGUCCUUCAAGAAGGAAACUCCACUGGCCAAUGCUGCGUUCUGGGCAGCAAGGAGAGGCAACCUGGCUCUGCUCAAACUGCUGCUGAACAGUGGCCGGGUGGACGUGGACUGCAGGGACAGUCAUGGCACCACGCUCCUCAUGGUCGCCUCCUACGCUGGUCACAUAGCCUGUGUGAGGGAACUGGUUCUGCAAGGAGCAGACAUCAACCUCCAGAGAGAGUCAGGUACAACCGCCCUGUUCUUCGCUGCCCAACAAGGACAUAAUGACGUCGUGCGAUUUCUCUUUGAAUUUGGAGCAUCCACUGAAUUUAGAACCAAAGAAGGGGGCACUGCCCUGUUGGCCGCCAGUCAGUAUGGGCACAUGCAGGUGGUGGAGACCCUGCUGAAGCACGGAGCCAACAUCCAUGACCAGCUUUAUGAUGGAGCCACUGCCCUCUUCCUAGCUGCCCAAGGUGGUUACUUGGAUGUUAUUCGAUUAUUAUUGUCUUCAGGAGCAAAAGUCAACCAGCCAAGGCAGGACGGCACGGCGCCGCUCUGGAUCGCCUCUCAGAUGGGCCACAGCGAGGUGGUGCGGGUGAUGCUGCUGCGCGGGGCCGACCGCGACGCCGCCCGGAACGAUGGCACAACAGCGCUACUGAAAGCAGCCAACAAAGGGUAUAAUAAUGUUAUAAAAGAGUUGCUGAAAUUCUCACCCACCCUGGGUAUUUUGAAGAAUGGGACAUCGGCGCUCCAUGCAGCAGUGCUCAGCGGGAAUAUUAAGACAGUCACGCUGCUCCUGGAAGCAGGGGCGGACCCAGCCCUGAGAAACAAGGCCAAUGAACUUCCGGCAGAACUAACCAAAAAUGAACAUAUAUUGCGUCUCCUCCGAAGUAAAGAAGGACGCAGGAAGAGCUAACUUAGUUCCGUAUUUGACUGAAACAUAGAAACCGUAACCACGUUGCCCAAAAAGAAAUUGCUUUUCAAAUAGUGUUGGAAAUUCUUUUAAGAAAGAAAAUGUCCCGAAUGCCCACCCUGGGUCCCUGAACGGGAAGAGCCGUGCUCUGUGCACUGAGCCAAGAACAGAACAGCUCAGGGACCCCUCCCCUCACUUACGUGGGCCUCUCACGCUGGCUGUAACCCCACUCCAGUGGGCCUGGCGGAUUCCUGGAUUCCACAGAAACUCGUUUUAAACUACACUAACUUGGGUCUCUCAGUUAAACUCUAGUUGGUAAACUCUUUAAGAGGUUUAAGCAAGGAGGCAGAAAGACUGAAAGUCUGACCUUCAAUGACUCGAUGCACUUUUACUUUUAUGUUAAAUGUAAGUGUGCUAAAAGAUAUGGCUCCAUCAUAUUUUAUAUAUAUAUAUGUAUGUCAUUCCAGUAUAAAAUGUUUUCUUCUACCGAAGGACUAUAGCCAUGAUUAUUAUGAAUCAGUGAUGUAUAAAGUUACAUUAUUAAAAAGCCACUUCUGACAUUCCACCACGUGCUUUUCAAAGAUGGACUGUUGAACUAUAAAAAAGACAAAUUGUUCAUUCGUGAGUUGACCCUCAUCUUUUUCCUAACAUGUAAAAAUCAUUUUUACCUAGAGUCAAUAUUGUAGGUAUGGUAGCAUACAAGUGGCAAAUUGGGAAAUUCAGAAAAUUACAAACCACAGGAUAUUUAGGCUUGUCUCUUUGAGCUUUUAUUUUGGUUCUAUUGUUAGGAAUCUAUUAUCCAUGCCAUAAGAAAGUAGACUUAAUGUGCUGUGGAACCUUUAGCUUCCAGUACCACAUUGCUGGCUACAAUGACUUUGAUGUCUUUGGAUAACAUGUGAUAUAUGCAAAUAUGAUAUGUUGCUGUUACUAUUGCGGGAGUAUAAGUAACAAAAGACUGUUAUUAGUAUUUAA
Ceratotherium simum simum (southern white rhinoceros) is the source of this 2003-nucleotide messenger RNA. Lineage: Eukaryota; Metazoa; Chordata; Mammalia; Perissodactyla; Rhinocerotidae. The record is from RefSeq and is a predicted model, not a curated record.